This is a messenger RNA of Paramuricea clavata, 309 nucleotides long. NCBI's taxonomy places the organism in Eukaryota, Metazoa, Cnidaria, Anthozoa, Malacalcyonacea, Plexauridae. The record is from the annotation of a GenBank genome assembly.
AUGACUAAAGCUUUUGAUCGGAUCAAUCACAGAAAACUAAUUAACAAAUUGAGGAAUUUCGGCUAUGGAGGAAGCUUGCUGAAAUGGUUCUCUUCGUAUUUAACCGGCCGUCGUCAGCGAGUCACAGUACUUGGCGCUACAUCGAACACACUUCCUAUAUCAUCAGGUGUCUCGCAAGGCUCCAUCCUUGGACCAGUUCUGUUUUUGUUAUAUGUCAACGGCCUUCCUGAUUUAGUAACAACCAGCAGAGUAGCAAUGUUUGCUGAUGAUACGAAGCUAUUCUCGGCGAUCAAAUGUCAAAGUGAUGCG